Molecule: messenger RNA, 8041 nt
Organism: Anolis sagrei ordinatus
Lineage: Eukaryota; Metazoa; Chordata; Lepidosauria; Squamata; Anolidae
Gene: PIK3CG
Product: phosphatidylinositol-4,5-bisphosphate 3-kinase catalytic subunit gamma
Biological process (GO): phosphatidylinositol 3-kinase/protein kinase B signal transduction; cell migration; phosphatidylinositol-mediated signaling
Cellular component (GO): plasma membrane; cytoplasm; phosphatidylinositol 3-kinase complex
Molecular function (GO): 1-phosphatidylinositol-3-kinase activity; 1-phosphatidylinositol-4-phosphate 3-kinase activity
Source: RefSeq, a predicted model, not a curated record
AGGCCCGCCUCCCGGCCCUUGGCAACUGCGCCUCCCUCCCAGCCCUGCAUUGGGGAAACGGUGACCAAGCAGGUGCGGGGUGUCGCUUCCUUCUCCCCCAAAAGUCCCCUGAAAACCGAAAAAGGAGGAGUUGGAGGAGGAGGAGGCGAAGGAGAGGGCGCGGCCUGAGGCGCCUCCUGGGAGGGCGAGCGCGCGGCCGCCAUGCCAAGAGGUCGGCUUCGGGCGCGAGGCGGUUCCUGAGCGCGGGGAAGGCCAGGCCUCUCUCUCUCCCUUUGGGGGUCUUGUCAAGUUGCUCUUGUGGAGUUUUACUUCAAGAAUGGAAUUCUGUGAAGAUGGGAAAUAAUUUUUGUCACAAAUAUUGUUCCAUUUCCCUCUGUAGCUUCAGAAUUCAGCUGUGACGUUUUUGACCACUAAUAGAAUAAGAUACCCUCUGGCAUGGAGCUGGAGGUCAACGAGCAACCUGUUGUUAUGAGAGACGACAACAAACGGAGGAGAAGGAGGAUGAAGCCAUAUUGUACAGCCAGCAGUUUAUCUGCAUCAGAACUGAUAACCAUUGAAUUUGUUCUACCCACAAGCAACAUGUUAAUAGAUAUAGCCAGCAACUGUACUGUAGAACAGAUGAAAGCACAAAUUUGGAUGCGGGCAAUAGAGCGGAAUCAAAACUCGGACUACUACCAUACAUUCACACCAGAUCAAUUUGUUCUUCAGUAUCAAAAGAAGGGUCAAUGGUAUGAAAUUUAUGACAAACAUCAAAUAAUACAGACACUAGACUGCAUAUUGUAUUGGAAAGUGUUGCAAAAGAAAAUUGGCAAAAUUCACGUGAUCCAAAAGCAAAAGCCCACAAAGGAAGUUCAGGAGUUUCAAAAGCAACUCAAUUAUUUGAUUGGCUAUGAUGUCACUGAUAUAAGUAAUGUGCAUGAUGACGAACUGGAAUUUGCUCGCCGCAGAUUAGUCACUCCACGAACAAUUGAAGUAUCCUGCAGAGAUCCAAAAUUAUAUUCACUGCACCCUUGGACUACAUACAAACCUCUUCCAGAUUAUAUGCUUAGUAGAAUUAUCAAUAAUAACAUUUUCAUAAACAUCCAUAGAGGAACAACUAGCCAGAAGGUUAAAGUGGCCAUUGAUGACACUCCAGAAAUGAUCCUUCAGAGCUUUUUCACAAAAAUGGCAAAGAAAAAAUCUUUGAUGAAUAUUCCUGAAGAUCACAACGAGCUGGACUUUGUCCUUAGAGUGAGUGGCAGAGAUGAAUAUAUUGUAGGCGAGACACCGAUUAGAAAUUUCCAUUGGAUAAGACAGUGUCUGAAAAAUGGGGAGGAAAUUCACCUUGUCCUGGAUGACCCCCCAGACCCAAAUCAGGAUGAAGUGCAGAAAGAGGAAUGGCCCUUGGUGGAUGACUGCACCGGAGUCUCAGGAUAUCACGAACAGUUGACAAUAGAUGGCAAAGAUCAUGAGCGGGUAUUCACUAUAUCAUUGUGGGACUGCAAUAGGAAAUUCCGUGUCAAGAUAAUUGGCAUUGAUAUCCCUGUGCUACCAAGAAACACAGACCUUACUGUAUUUGUUGAGGCGAAUAUUCAACAUGGGCAGCAGCUGCUUUCACAGAAAAGAACGACUGCUAAACCAUUUACUGAAGAAGUCCUGUGGAAUAUCUGGCUUGAGUUUGAUAUCAAGAUUAAAGAUUUGCCUAAGGGUGCAUUACUGACUCUGCAGGUAUAUUGUGGCAAAGCACCAGCAUCGUCCACUAAGGCUAAUCUCCAGCCACAUGAUUCCCCCAGUCCCGAUUCUAAGUGUAAAACCCAGCUACUCUAUUAUGUCAAUAUUUUGCUGAUAGACCACCGCUCCCUUCUUCGGACUGGGGAUUACGUUCUCCAUAUGUGGAAAAUUUCUGGCAAAGGGGAAGAGCAGGGGAGCAUAAAUGCUGAUAAGCUUACCUCAGCCACUAAUCCAGAUAAAGAGAACUCAAUGGCUAUCUCAAUUGUUUUGGACAAGUAUUGCCACCCAGUUGCUUUGCCCAAACACAAAAUUGCAACUGAUCUGCAAGGAGACCGGGCCAGAGCUGAAAUGCCUAACCAACUGCGCAAACAGCUUGAAGAGAUCAUAGCCACCGAUCUGCUUAAUCCACUUACCCCUGAAGACAAAGAAUUACUGUGGCAUUUCAGAUAUGAAAGCAUAAAGCAUCCAAAGGCAUAUCCUAAGCUACUUAGCUCAGUGAAAUGGGGACAACAAGAAGUAGUAACAGAAACAUACCAAUUACUAGCUAAAAAAGAUGCAUGGGAUCUCAGCACUUUGGAUGUUGGAUUACCAAUGCAACUCUUAGAUUGUAACUUUUCAGAUGAAAAUGUGAGAGCCAUGGCAGUGCAAAAACUAGAAAGUUUGGAUGAUGAUGAUGUUCUUCAUUAUCUCUUGCAACUAGUUCAGGCUGUGAAAUUUGAGCCUUAUCAUGACAGUGCGUUAGCCCGAUUCCUUCUAAAAAGAGGUUUAAGAAACAAAAGAAUUGGGCACUUUUUAUUCUGGUUUUUAAGAAGUGAGAUUGCACAGUCCAUGCACUAUCAGCAGAGAUUUGCUGUGAUCCUAGAAGCUUAUUUGAGAGGCUGUGGGAAAGCAAUGCUACAAGAUUUCCUGAAACAGGUUCAAGUAAUUGAACUGUUGCAAAAAGUGACAAUGGAGAUAAAGGCACUUUCUGCAGAAAAGUAUGAUAUCACCCCUCAAGUAAUUACACAGCUCAAACAAAAGCUUGAGAAACUGCAGGACAGCAGGUUUCCUGAAUGCUUCAGAGUUCCAUAUGACCCUGGACUGAUAGCAGGAGCACUGGUGAUAGAAAAAUGUAAAGUAAUGGCAUCCAAGAAAAAACCUCUUUGGCUAGAAUUCAAAUGUGCAGAUCCUACAUCACUAUCAAAUGAAACUAUUGGCAUAAUCUUCAAACAUGGAGAUGAUCUGCGGCAGGACAUGCUUAUUUUACAGAUACUUCGGAUAAUGGAGUCCAUCUGGGAAGAAGAAUCCUUGGAUUUAUGUCUGUUGCCAUACGGCUGCAUUUCUACAGGGAAUAAAAUAGGAAUGAUAGAAAUUGUAAAAGAUGCUACAACAAUUGCCAAAAUCCAGCAAAGCACAGUUGGAAACACUGGUGCAUUUAAAGAUGAAAUAUUAAACCAAUGGCUCAAAGAGAAAUGUGUAAUUGAAGAAAAGUUUCAGACAGCAGUGGAAAGAUUUGUGUACUCCUGUGCUGGUUACUGUGUGGCAACCUUUGUACUUGGAAUAGGAGACAGACAUAAUGACAAUAUUAUGAUUACAGAAGCAGGUAAUCUAUUUCACAUUGACUUUGGUCAUAUUCUUGGAAAUUACAAAAGCUUCCUUGGAAUCAAUAAGGAACGGGUUCCUUUUGUAUUGACGCCAGAUUUUCUUUUUGUGAUGGGAACCUCUGGAAAGAAAACCAGUCCACGCUUUCAAAAUUUUCAGGAUAUCUGUGUGAGGGCUUACCUUGCACUUCGGAAGCACACGAACCUCCUCAUCAUCCUGUUUUCUAUGAUGCUAAUGACUGGAAUGCCUCAGCUGACUAGCAAAGAAGACAUUGAAUAUAUCCGUGAUGCUCUGACUGUUGGUAAAAAUGAAGAAGAUGCUAAAAAGUAUUUCCUAGAUCAGAUUGAAGUAUGUAGGGAUAAAGGCUGGACUGUGCAGUUCAAUUGGUUCAUACAUCUUGUGCUGGGAAUUAAACAAGGAGUAGAAAAACACUCUGCAUAAUGAAGAUGUAUACAAACAACUAGUGGGGUAAUCCUUUGCUUUUUCUAAUGGUUCUCAACAGGAAUGGUUGAAAAUGCUUCUAUGGAUUAUUCCCCCUGCUGAAGCCAUAACUUUACAAAAAAAAAACAAACUUCUUAUGGAGAAUGGCAGUACAGUACAAUGUUGAUAGAUGAGAGCUUUACUGUGCCAGCUUUUUCUCUCUCUCGGUGCCACAAAUAUUUAAUAAAUUAUUGAUAGAAUUAAGAUGACAGCACUGAAGUAGAAGCACCAUGUUCUUUCCCACUCUGUUUGUUAAAAAUAUGAUGGAUUCCUUAAAAAAGGUAGAAAGGUUUCUUGAAAACUAUUGGGCAUUCAGAAUACUUUAAAGCAAUAUUUUUUUUCUAUUUCACCUUAAGCCAUUUAAUUCUUUUAAGGCCUUCAGUUGUAAAUUGUUCCCUUUAUUGUAGCUUUAACAUGUUUUCUCUGUUUGUAAUACUGGCAAAACACUCUUUCUGUAUUGUAGAGAACAUGUUAUGGUUAUGCCAUUGUAAAUGAAUAGAUCAUAUGUAUUGUUGAAUUGUGUGUUAUAUGCAGUUUGGGCAUAGCUAAUUAAUCUCUGAAAGCCAAAGUACAUAGGCCAUUCUGAUGGCAAGUGGUUCAGAUAAUCCCUUCGUCCUUUGAAGAUGAAGGAGCAUAUUGUAAGAGCCAAUUUACAUCUAGGGCAAAAUUAAAUCACUUGGAUAUAAGUAGAUCCUUGUGGCAGUGAUCAUCAUAUGUGGAAUAUCACUUUGUGCGUCCUCUGCUGCUGCAUAUGCAAAAACAGUGAUGGGAAGCUCUGUACAACUAUUUCCACACUUCUAAUAGAAGUGAAAUAAAUUUGGGAAAGACUUUACCAAUAUAUUAUUUUUCAAAAGUGUCGUAAUUUUUAGUAUGAAGAUAAUCUCCCAUGAUGAAAUGAAAAAUACUAUUCCUUAAAAAAAUGAAUUCAGAAAAAAUAUUGACACUUUUGAAAUAUAAUAUAUUGGUAAAUAUAAUAUAUUGGCGAGCUCAAUGACAUAGUACUCAGCUUUUAAAAGCUUUAUAGUAAUGGUACUGUCCUAUAAAGAAGUGCUAUUUAAGAGCUUCUGUUUUUUAAGCAAAUGUUUGAAAAUCGUUAACACUUAUAUAUUUCCUUUGUACCAGUUUUCUAAGUUUUCAAAUAUAUACUAGUGCCAUAAUCUAGAAAACUACUUUGGAUAUGCCCAAAAUAUGCUUGUAUAUUUGUGUAACCUUUGACUCAGCAUCUCCCACCAUUAUUUGAAAAUGCUUUUACGUUCUCCUGAUUUGUAAAAGGACCCUGCUUUGCAGUUAGUAAAGUUGUACAUAUUUAUCUGAUCAUAUCAUUUUCUAGUUUGUGGCAAAAAUCAAGAAACCCUCUACAUUUUUAUGGCAGUUGGUUUUUAACUUUUUAUUUUUACUAUUUUAAAAACAAAAUAAUUUUUUUUUUUUAAAUUGAACAAGUAUUUAAUAUCUCACCAUGAUAGGAACUAGAGAGACAAUAUAUUCAUGAUACUGCAUAUAUUAACUAUACUUGGUUUAUUAACUAGAUUAAUCUUAAUUGGGAGGUUAUAAUUUAGUUUUCAACCAUGAAAUCAUUGCUGAUAGUACCAGCAAUAACCUUAAUCCAGUGGCAACACCCAGCUAGAGUAUACUCAGUAAAUUAAUGAGAACUUGAUAAAUAAACACUUACAUAACCUCUGUUGAUUCAUGAGGCGUCUUCUAAUUGGUUUUAACAAUUGGAUUUAGGCCUUGAGUGCUAAUGCUUAUAUUGUAUAUGUCUGUAAAUAUCUUAAAAACAAACACAAAUUGCAUGUACAGGAGAAUGAACUGUUUCGCACAGACGAGACAGACAAAAUCAAUUGGAAGAAAUAGGUCACAGCUUUGGUUAUAGCUGAUAAGGUUGGCACAUGCAUGAAUCUGAAUUGGCACCAACCAACCCACCACAUAUCUCAUACAUUUGGAUGGCCUGAGAUGGUCCAGCUGUGCAUCUCCCCAGUGUGGUUUUGCCACCAACAGAGAAUAUAGGGAAAGUUUAUAUUCCCCCAGCUGGACAGGACCAGUUCCAUACCCCACAGUCCCGAGUUCCUUAAGUAGACCCUCAUACGGUUGUAGAUGAAUCUUGGCUAUCCAAAGACAUACACACAUACAUAUAACAAUAAUCUUAAACAUAAGGAGGAAGGGUGGAACAAAGCUUGGACAGAAUUGGGUCUCAUAAGGCACAGGCUCCUUAAUUUAUGCCCAAUUAUCCAACUGGAGUGAAAUCUUUCCCUCCAAGUCACUCUGGCUUGGUAAUAAGAACCUGCCAAGCUAACGGAAACUGAGCAGUUUCAAAUUUAUUGGCUGACACACUGAAAAAUGCAAAUGGGGGCUUCUUGGGCAGCAGAGCCUCUUGGGAAGGAGGCCCUGGACCCAGCUUAACAUGACAGCCACAUUCUAUGCUCCUGGCCCCUAACCACAACCUGGGCAUUGUGUUUGUUGAAAGUUAUGCUUAUGUGCAGCCCCUUUUUUGGGUUGCUGUGGAGAAAGGAAUUCAUUACCCUCUUCACACAAUAACCAGGACUCACUUUCAUUGUGAGCCAGAGUCAAUUAGUAGUUAGCAAAGAGUGGGAGUUUCUAAGGAAGCAUCUUCCUAUGCUCUUAUUGCCAGAUGCAGAAUGACGGAUCUUGCAGGGCCUCUGACAUUGUUAUGUGGCUGGCCCUGGACCCAAAGCCGGGCACUUCUUCCAUACUCUUGCUCCCAAUUGCCACUAAAUGAAGACGAGUUCCGCAGAAGUAGAUUGGGAAAGUAUAUCAUGGUUCUACCUGGGUGGACAUUUCUAGUGUGUCUCUCAGUGCAGAAGCUUGGCCAUUUGUAUCCAUAUGUUCUGUGAGCAGCAGUUCAUAAACGAAAAAUCACAUCAAAAAUGAAGCUCACCUCAAAAAUGAAGCUCCCUAGAUUCCUUGAUUUUAAAUAACUACCAGCCAAUUUCUAACCUCCCCUUUUUGGGCAUGGUUCUGGAGCGGGUGGUCGCCUCCCAACUCUAGGGAUUCUUGGACAACACCAAUUAUCUAGAUCCAUUGCAGUCUGGUUUUAGGCCUGGACAUGGUAUGGAUAUGGCUUUGGUCGUCUUGGCGGAUGACCUCCGAAGAGAACUUGACAGGGGGAGUGUGUCCCUGUUGGUUCUCCUGGAUAUCUCAGUGGCUUUUGAUACCAUCGACUAUGGUAUCCUUCUAAGGUGGCUCUCUGGAAUGGGUCUUGGGGGCAUUGCUUUGCAGUGGCUCCACUCUUUCCUUGAGGUCGCUCCCAGUUGGUGAAGCUGGGGGAUUCCUGCUCGGACCGUGGCCUUUGACCUGUGGGGUCCCUCAGGGCUCCAUUCUAUCCCCCAUGCUUUUCAAUAACUACAUGAAACCACUGGGCGAGGUCAUCCAGAGUUUUGGAGUUGGGUGCCAUCUCUAUGCAGAUGACACCCAACUCUACUACUAAUUUCCACCUAAUUCCAAGGAAGCCUCCCAGACCCUGAACCAGUGUCUGACAGCUGUGGUAGACUGGAUGAGGGCUAACAGGUUAAUCCAGACAAGACAGAGGCCCUCCUCUCGUUCCCACCACUGUCACAAUCACAGUUGGUGGGGACGAGAGAGAGAGAGGGCCUUCUCGGUGGUGGCCCCCCACCUCUGGAACGGCCUUCCAAGGGAAAUAAGACAUGCCCCAUCCCUCCCCUCUUUUCGUAAGAGUUUGAAGACUUGGUGGUUUCAGCAAAUCUUUGAGAGUGACCAGUGUUAGCUCAGCCCAGACACUGUCCGGACACGACCUGUUACUGUUAUUUUUUAUUUUGUUUUGAUCAUGUUGUGACUCUGUAUGUUUUAAUGUUGUUUAGAAACCGCCCUGAGUCCCCCCCGGGGAGAUAGAGUGGUAUAUAGAUAAAGAUUAUUAUUAUUAUUAUUAUUAUUAUUAUUAUUAUUAUUAUUAUUAUUAUAAAUUGUUCCAUGUUAGUCCAAGUAACUCUGCAUUCUAUUUUUCAAGAAAAAAAUCUAUAUAGAAUUCCAAAAUUUUCCAUGUACUGUAAUAGUGUAGGGACUUCCUAACAAUUUCUUUGUCUUUUAUUAAGCUGUUUUCAUGCUUCACCUGUCCAAUAGAAAAGCCAGAAUACUAAAGUUGAGUAAAAAAGCAUUUUCUAAGACUCUUGCUUGAAUGAAUUCAAAAGAUAAAUCAUUUGUACAGUAUUUGUAACCUUAAUUUUAAAAAUGAUGUAUUCUAAUUUUGAAGGAAAUUGUGUAGAUGAUUAAUAAAACGUUAUUAAAGUAUACUCAUACA